Anastrepha ludens (Mexican fruit fly) is the source of this 2026-nucleotide messenger RNA. RefSeq lists its product as uncharacterized. The transcript has 5 exons. The coding region runs from base 307 to 1707 and encodes 466 amino acids. Lineage: Eukaryota; Metazoa; Arthropoda; Insecta; Diptera; Tephritidae. The record is from RefSeq and is a predicted model, not a curated record.
ACGUUGAUCAUUUGCCUAGCUUUUGUAGCUUUUGAUAUGAACGGCGUAUACAAAUAAUAGCAUACGAGUAAUAAAGAUAUGCAGGUGUUGUGUGCUGUGUGAAGCUUAAAUACUAAAUUGAGCGUAUUAUCCAAAUUACUAUUAAACGAACUGUGAUCCCAAGCGGUGCUAGUCGGGGUGUUUAAGGUUUCAGUGGCUAAGUAAACUUAACAAUUACAAAUAAACACAACUGGUAGCAGCGGAAAUAUAGAAAUAAGAGCUCUUGCCAAUAGUGCCUGUCAAACUGUGGUCCUGCGAGUCGACAAAAUGACUGAAAGCGCAGAAAAUGUGCAUUUAAAUUAUAUUAAAGAAUUUGUCGUACCGCAAAUUCUAACACAAUUGCGAAAUGAAAAGUUGGUGACAUAUGAAUUGGAGCAUGCAAGUGGCCUAGAUGGUUUCAUGUCUGCGCUCUACAACAUCCAUUUGCGAACUGAAACGGCCAAUGGCGUCAAAACCCGUAUGCUUGUAGCCAAAUUCAUGAAAGGCGAUGUAGCCUUCCGUGAGUCUAGCAAGUCAUACAUACAAUUUGCCAACGAAAUAUUUGUAUAUGAACGCGUUUUGUCUGCCUUUGCAAAAGUGCUCGCUGCGGCUAAGCUGAACAUUGACGUGGAUGAUUGGGUGCCACACCCUUACGUGUCCAAGUUUGGCUACAUUGAAGGUUUGAGCGCUGCGCCGGGUGUACGUGAAUCAGUGCUAGUGCUGGAACAUCUCAAACCCAGUGGAUAUGUGCUGGGACCACGCCUUUAUCUCACACCUGAACACUUGUUGCCGAUGUGUCAGAAAAUUGGACAAUUUCAUGCCAUUAGUUAUGGCUUGCGGCUAACCGAUCCCAUGCAGCUGGAACUUUUGAGAAGCGAAGUAGUGACAUUGCCGUUUAUCAAUGAUGAGGAUCCGAAUGACGUGAAGGACAACUUUUAUCGCUACCUUUAUCGUGCUGCCUUUGACCGUUUUUAUGAUUUUUUUGAUCGCAAGAUUGACGGCAAUACUUUUGAUAGGCAAAAUGCAAAUGAUGUGAAAUUGAUUGAGCGAUUGCGUAGUUUGCGUGCGAAGUACAAUGAUGAGCCGACACGCUUGUUGGAGAAAAUACGCACCUGUGUGUUGGAUUGUGAGGAAGAUAAGAGCUUCGGUGCGAUAUUGCAUGGCGAUUAUAAUCGCAAUAAUGUGCUUUUCCGGUAUGAGGAGCAAAUAGGCGAUGAGGAACAGAAAGUGGCAGAUGUGAAAAUGAUUGAUUUUCAGGAAAUGCGUUACGGCAGCCCCUGUUUGGAUCUAAGCUUUUUCAUGUACAUGAACACCACGGAAGAGAUACGUGAAACUCUGUGGAUGGAGAUGCUCAAAACGUAUCACACAAAUAUGUAUGACACAUUGAAAGCAGUCGUCGAGGGUAUUGGAAAAGUGGAAGCAGCAAAGCUGGAAGCCUACAGUUUUGAUGAAUUUUACAAACACUACUCGCGCUAUGCGUUCUAUGGCGUUAUGAUUUGCCUGCACUUUUUGCCUUGGAUGCUCUCGAGCCCGGAGGAAUGUGCAAAAAUAUCCUAUCUUUUCGAAACCGAUCUGCAAGGCGAAGAGUUUCAUAGAGUUAGCAUGGAAAUUGGAGGUGAUGAGGUGAAUAUGAAAUUGUUGGCUGUGUUGAGACAUGCCUGCAAAAUGGGCUACAUGGAUGAACUUUAAUGGUGAAUGGAAGGUAAAAGAAAAAGGAAAAUAUGGCGCUUGCAUAUGGAAAAGCAAAUGUGUCUGAGCAGAAAUGUAUGUUUGUAUGAGUCAGGUGAAGCAAAAUAUAUUAUUUGUAUGUAGAUAAUGAAAACGAAAUUAUAUAAUAGAUAAAGAAAUUUUGUAAAGCAUCAAGGUUCGAAAACUCAGUGAAACGCAGCCAAAAUGCAGUGGUACAACAAAUAAUCAAAUGUAAAUAGGACUGAGUACUAUGACGAAUAUAUGAAACUAACUUUUAUUUUAUAUACGAAUGAUAAUAAAAAGAGAUUUUCGAUUUUAA